AUGAAAGGAUGGUCGCUGGUGGCGAUGAAGGUGGUGGGACUGGUGCUGCUGGUCAGCUUGACGGACGGUCACUCGUUCACGAGUUACGCCAACCUGCUGAAGCUGUACUACAUGGAAGAGGAAGCCCUCAGCAACGCUGACGUCCUUCUGCGCGAGGAGUUCUUCCACCAUGGCAACGUGGCCGCCACUGAUGGCGCUCACAACCUGACGGCACUGCGCCAUGUUUUUAUUUGUUUGCACAGACUUGUGAACGAAACCAAGCAGAUACACGCAGCCGUAGGAACCAACAUUGAGAAGUACUUGUCGCAUCCUGUCAACGUCUUCGGCCUCACCAAACGUCUGCUACAACGAUGGCGGUUGGCCAUCAAGACCAUUCGCAAGAGCAAGCCUUGUCGGGAAUGGCACAUUCCCCACAUCCUGGCGCGUCUGGCCAACAUCGAGGACAACCUGCCCACAGAGGAAGAUUUCGAGUCCGUAGCCUACAGCCUGCUGCUCAUCCAGCACACGCAGGGUCUCCGCACGGCCGACCUGCUGGCUGGCCGCAUCGGGGGCCACUUGGCAGCGGAUCGCAUCUCGCUACAGGACCAGUUCCAGGUCGCCAAGAUGGCGGUGGACCGUGACGACUACUACUACGCCGCGCAGUGGCUGAAGAACAUGGAGACCUCGGGCCGCCUGGCGCAGCUGCGGAAGGACGAGCACGGCUUCAACGCCACCAACGUGCUGGGUAUGCUGGCUUCCGCCUACUUCCGGAUAAACAUGGUGCCAGAAGCAUUGCGAGCAACGGAUGAGCUCCUGAAAUCAGAUCCUGACAAUGUGGUCGGUCGCAGCAACAAGGUAUACUUCGAGGAGCGUCUGAACCGCAAAGGAAUAACUAGAGACUCCACGACAGAUCACCCAGUGCGACACGUCGGCGACGACACCUACCGGCGAAACUUCGAAUCUUUGUGUCGGGGUCAACGUCCUACGAAGAACAGAAACACGUGCAGACUGGUGAGAUCUGAGGGGGUCCUGUGGUAUCACAAGGUAGAAAUCCUCAGGAAGAAGCCUCCCAUCCUCGUCUUCCACGAUGUUUUCUCUUCACAACUCAUGCGCGAGUUCGUCGUCAUGGCAAAGGAAGAGUAUGAGAGGCUGUCUCUAGACACGGAAUUCAAAACACCGGAAUUUACCCUGGCCUUGUCUAGGCUGGCCACCACACAACAGCGCCUGCAGCUGGGCAAGGUCAGGAGCACCCUGGUCAAGCUGCCCUUCACAGUCACCUACCCGUUCAAGGCCGGCGAGUCAGAGGUAGGCUUCUCUGGAGGCUGGCUGGCUGGAGAGCUGGGUGGCUAGCUGCUUGACUGUCCU
This is a messenger RNA of Pomacea canaliculata, 1344 nucleotides long. RefSeq lists its product as uncharacterized. Gene Ontology annotation, molecular function: procollagen-proline 4-dioxygenase activity; protein binding. Bases 1 to 1329 code for a protein of 442 amino acids. Gene Ontology annotation, cellular component: endoplasmic reticulum. NCBI's taxonomy places the organism in Eukaryota, Metazoa, Mollusca, Gastropoda, Architaenioglossa, Ampullariidae. The transcript is spliced from 8 exons. The record is from RefSeq and is a predicted model, not a curated record.